Messenger RNA from Momordica charantia (bitter melon), 1904 nucleotides. It is a transcript of the gene DWF4, whose product is annotated as Cytochrome P450 superfamily protein. Gene Ontology annotation, biological process: sterol metabolic process; multicellular organism development; brassinosteroid biosynthetic process. Lineage: Eukaryota; Viridiplantae; Streptophyta; Magnoliopsida; Cucurbitales; Cucurbitaceae. Gene Ontology annotation, molecular function: heme binding; iron ion binding; oxidoreductase activity, acting on paired donors, with incorporation or reduction of molecular oxygen. The record is from RefSeq and is a predicted model, not a curated record.
AUGCGCGAAGCUUAUAAAAGGCAGCUCAUCGGCUUCACAAAAUUUCCUCAAAUUUCACUUUGCAAAAUCGAAAUCAUACUGGUUUUUUUUUUAUUUAUUUUUUCUCUAAUUCCCUUCGUCUUCCUCGAUUUCCUCAACUGUAUUUUUCUGUAGAGAUCAGAGAGAGGAAAAAAGUAAGACCAAGAGAGGAAAAUGUUUCGUGCAGAGCUCAUACUCUGUUUUCUCCCCUCUGUUUUAGCUCUGUUCCUCUUCCUCUUCCUAAUACUCCUCAGAAGGCAGAGAAAUGGCGUCGAUCUUCCCCGCGGAACCAUGGGCUGGCCGUUCCUCGGCGAAACUGUCGGCUAUCUCCGCCCCUAUUCCGCCACCACCAUCGGCGAUUUCAUGGAGAAUCACAUCAAGAGAUACGGCAAAGUCUACAAAUCGAAUCUGUUCGGAGAGCCGACGGUGGUGUCCGCCGACGCCGGCCUUAACCGCUACAUCCUCCAGAAUGAAGGGCGGCUGUUCGAGUGCAGUUACCCGCCGAGCAUCGGCGGUAUCCUCGGGAAGUGGUCGAUGCUCGUUCUCGUCGGCGACAUGCACCGAGACAUGAGGAUGAUUUCGCUCAACUUCCUGAGCCAGAGCCGGCUCAAGACCCAUCUAUUGAAGGAGGUCGAGAAUCAAUCUCUGCUCGUGCUCCGUUCUUGGAAAGAAUCUUCCAUGUUUUUCGCUCGGGACGAAGCCAAAAAGUUCACUUUCAAUUUAAUGGCGAAGCACAUCAUGAGCUUGGAUCCGGGGAAGUUGGAGACGGAGAUGUUGAAGAAGGAAUACCUGACUUUCAUGAAAGGAGUGGUUUCUCCGCCGCUGAAUCUGCCUGGAACGCCGUACAGAAGAGCUUUGAAGUCUCGAACGACGAUCUUGAAGUUCAUCGAGCGGAAAAUGGAGGAACGGAAGCUGAAAAUCGAAGCCGACGGCGGAGAUUUCGAAGACGACGAUCUGCUCGGCUGGGCAUUGAAGCACUCAAAUCUCUCGACGGAGCAAAUCCUCGACCUGAUUCUGAGCUUGCUGUUCGCCGGCCACGAGACGUCGUCGGUGGCGAUAGCUUUGGCCAUCUUCUUCCUCCCCGGCUGUCCUGCCGCCAUCCAGCAGUUAUCGGAAGAACACCUCGAUAUAGCCAGAGCCAAUAAGCGAUUGGGGAAGACGGAAUUGGAUUGGGAAGAUUACAAGAAGAUGGAAUUCACCCAAUGUGUCAUUAACGAGACGCUUCGGCUUGGGAACGUGGUGAGAUUUCUUCAUAGAAAGGCACUUAAGGAUGUGCGCUACAGAGGAUACUUCAUUCCACGUGGAUGGAAAGUGCUUCCAGUAAUUUCUGCAGCGCAUUUGGAUCCUUCAGUUUUUGACCAACCUCACCACUUUAAUCCAUGGAGGUGGCAGAUGAAUGAACUGCCAUUGGGUAACUCGAGCACGAUGACGACCAAUAAUUUUAUGCCAUUUGGCGGAGGACCAAGGCUGUGCACUGGUUCAGAACUAGCCAAGCUUGAAAUGGCCAUUUUCAUCCACCAUCUGGUCUUGAACUACCAAUGGGAGUUGGCGGAUUCAGAUCAAGCUUUUGCUCACCCUUUUGUUGACUUCCCUAAAGGUCUGCCAAUCAGAGUUCGCCACCGCCCUCUCGUGUAAUUCUCUCGCCCGACCACCGCCUCACCCGAUCCUACCCUCGACAUUUGAGAGGUUAAAAAGAAAUUAUUAAAAAAAAAAGAAGUUAAUAAUAUUCUUGAUCUACUAGGUAUCAUUUGUUAAGCUACUACAUUGCUAAUGUAAAUUAAACGAGCCAUUCAGUAAUUAUUAAAAUAUAAGAUGGUUUUCCCUUUGUUGUAAAACCCCCUUUGUAUUUCAUAUUAUGUAACAUCUAUUUAAGAUUUUUCAUUUAA